CACCACCCACCCGGUCGGUACACGAGAGACUAAAGAUUGUAACGCCCAGUCCCCUCAAUUGCAUGGGUGCUGCUACCUACUGGCCCACCUACUUCUCUUAGAAAUAUAUACGGCCGUUCUCCUCCUCUCCUCUAUUGUACCUCUCGCCUCGCUCUGUGUGUUGUGUGUGUGCGCGCCUCUAUGUGAGAGAUAGCAGCGUGAGGUUUCUUUACGAUCUGGUUCAGCCUGACUUCGACCCAACCCUUCAGAGAUACCGUCCUCCGUGACUUAGAGUGUCAAGCCGUGGGAACUCUAGGUUGUGCCGACACCAUGCCAAAUAUACGGGCAAUUCUUUUUGCGUUUUUGGUCUAUAUUACUUUCACGGCUGCUUUGACAGAUGCAGCCUCUUUCGGCCUAAGGGCAUCGGCGGAGGAUAUUGCAGGGGCAGAAGAUGUCGAUUCUAAUGUAAAUCAAGACAAGGAUCGGGCAACUUUCUCUAAUCUGUUGAGCGCCGUCUCACCUCAAGCUCUGGAUCAACUUCUUCACCAGUACGCUCCCGGCACCUUCAAGAACGGUGUCUCGGGUCCAGACCGCAAAUCUGCUGAAGCAAUUUCUGCAAGGGCCCCCGAGCUUCCCUCCAGUAUCGUUCGUAUGGCUAUUCGACAAGCAACAUCUGGAAACGAUACAUCCACCUCGGACACAACGACUUCUCCCACGUCUACUACAUCGGACACACUGUCGACAACAUCAACUACAUCAACUGAUGAGCCAACUACAUCGACAGAGCAAACGCCUACGGAGACAAUAAGCACUUCCCAAGAUACACCUACGUCACCAUCAUCGACUCCAGAAGCGACGCCAACUCCUACCUCCACAUCGACUUCUAUCCCUACCAGUACCUCUACCACGGAGAUUACAGAGACCACGGAACCAGUUGAAACUACCAGAACUACCGAAACGUCUGGCCCUACCUCGUCAUCUUCGUUACAGACCCCUGAGUCUUCCAGUGAUACAGAUUUUUCGACUAGUAAGUGAAGGCAGAUUGCUGAAGUAGCCCCGUCGUAAACUGGCUUGAUGACUGUCUUGAAAAUGGUUAAAUCAAGUAACUGUCCAUGAUCCUGGUUCAUAUU
Xylaria bambusicola is the source of this 1109-nucleotide messenger RNA. RefSeq lists its product as uncharacterized. The transcript is spliced from 2 exons. Bases 310 to 1014 code for a protein of 234 amino acids. Lineage: Eukaryota; Fungi; Ascomycota; Sordariomycetes; Xylariales; Xylariaceae. The record is from RefSeq and is a predicted model, not a curated record.